CCAAGAUGGCGGCGCCGGGGGCGCUGCCUCCUGGGCCGCCGCCGCUGCCGCUGUGAGGGGCCUGCGGGCCGCCCGCCCGCCCGCCGCGCCGGCGCCAUGAAGCGGCAGAACGAGCGAGACUCCAGCCCGAGCGGGCGUGGCUCGUCAUCGUCCGCCAAGCGGCCGCGGGAGCGCGAACGGGAGGCAGAGGCGGGCGGGCGGCGAGCAGCGCACAAGGCCUCCGGCGGCACCAAGCACCCGGUUCCAGCGCGGGCUCGUGACAAGCCCCGCGGCAGCGGCGGCGGCGGCGGCGGCGGGCAUCGCGACGGUCGCGCUGCCGGGGAUGCGAAUCACCGAGCGAGCAGCGGGCGCUCCUCGGGCGCGCCCGGAGGCGGAGGACGCACCGGCAAGGCCUCCGGGGACUCCGGUACUGGCGGCGCGUCGCCCCGCGCAUCUCCACUCCCACCGCCCCCGCCGCCCCCCGGGGCGGAACCUGCGGGUCCCGGCUCCACGGCGGCUCCGGAGUACAAGACGCUCCUCAUCAGCAGCCUGAGCCCCGCGCUGCCGGCCGAGCACCUGGAGGACCGGCUCUUCCACCAGUUCAAGCGUUUCGGUGAGAUCAGCCUGCGCCUGUCGCACACACCGGAGCUGGGCCGCGUGGCCUAUGUGAACUUCCGGCACCCACAGGACGCGCGCGAGGCCCGGCAACACGCGCUGGCCCGGCAGCUGCUGCUCUACGACCGCCCGCUCAAGGUAGAGCCGGUCUACCUGCGCGGCGGCGGCGGCGGCGGCGGCGGGAGCAGCCGGCGCAGUAGCAGCAGCAGCGCCGCUGCCUCCACGCCGCCCCCAGGGCCUCCCGCGCCCGCCGAUCCGCUGGGCUACCUGCCGCUGCACGGGGGCUACCAGUACAAGCAGCGCUCGCUGUCCCCGGUGGCCGCCCCGCCCCUGCGGGAGCCCCGCGCCCGGCACGCCGCGGCAGCCUUUGCCCUGGAUGCGGCGGCCGCGGCGGCCGUGGGACUGUCCCGGGAGCGGGCCUUGGACUACUACGGGCUGUACGACGACCGCGGGCGCCCCUACAGCUACCCGGCCGUGUGCGAGGAGGACCUGAUGCCAGAGGACGACCAGAGAGCCACUCGAAACCUCUUCAUCGGGAACCUGGACCACAGUGUAUCUGAGGUGGAGCUUCGACGGGCCUUCGAGAAGUACGGCAUCAUUGAGGAGGUGGUCAUCAAGAGGCCUGCCCGUGGCCAGGGUGGUGCCUAUGCCUUCCUCAAGUUUCAGAACCUGGACAUGGCACACAGGGCCAAAGUGGCUAUGUCCGGCCGGGUGAUUGGCAGAAACCCUAUAAAGAUAGGCUACGGCAAGGCUAACCCCACCACCCGCCUCUGGGUGGGUGGUCUGGGACCUAACACCUCGCUGGCGGCCCUGGCCAGGGAAUUUGAUCGCUUUGGGAGCAUCCGGACCAUUGACCACGUCAAAGGAGACAGCUUUGCCUACAUCCAGUACGAGAGCCUGGACGCAGCCCAAGCCGCCUGUGCUAAAAUGAGGGGCUUUCCCUUGGGUGGUCCAGAUCGCAGGCUCAGGGUGGAUUUUGCCAAAGCAGAAGAGACUCGCUAUCCCCAGCAGUACCAGCCCUCACCUCUCCCUGUGCACUAUGAGCUGCUCACUGAUGGAUAUACCCGGCAUCGAAACCUGGACCCUGACCUUAGGGUACGGGAUCGGACCCCUCCACACCUUCUGUAUUCGGACCGAGACCGGACCUUUUUGGAAGGGGACUGGACCAGCCUCAGUAAAAGUUCGGACCGCAGAAAUAGCCUGGAGGGGUAUAGCCGCUCAGUGCGCAGCCGGAGUGGUGAACGCUGGGGAGGAGAUGGGGACCGGACUAUAGCCAAGCCCUGGGAAGAGAGACGCAAGCGGAGGAGCCUUUCCAGUGACCGUGGAAGGACAGCCCACUCCCCUUACGAGGAACGGAGCAGGACCAAGGGUGGGGGGCAGCAGUCUGAGCGAGGCUCGGACCGCACCCCUGAGCGUAGCCGGAGGGAGAACCACUCCAGUGAAGGGACCAAGGAGUCAGGCAGCAACUCCCUCAGCAACAGCAGACAUGCAGAGGAGCGGAGCCACCACCACCACCAUGAGGCUCCAGACUCUUCCCAUGGGAAAAAGACUAGAGAGAGUGAACGCAAUCAUCGGACCACCGAGGCAGAGCCCAAGACCCUGGAAGAGCCAAAACACGAGACCAAAAAGCUGAAGACUCUUUCAGAGUAUGCUCAGACACUGCAGCUGGGUUGGAAUGGGCUUCUAGUUUUGAAAAACAGCUGCUUUCCAACAUCUAUGCACAUCCUAGAGGGGGACCAGGGAGUUAUCAGCGGUCUCCUCAAAGACCACACUUCUGGCAGCAAGCUGACCCAGCUAAAGAUUGCCCAGCGCCUUCGACUGGACCAGCCCAAGCUGGACGAGGUCACCCGCCGCAUCAAGCAGGGGAGCCCCAACGGCUAUGCAGUGCUCCUGGCCAUCCAGUCAACCCCCAGUGGGCCUGGCACUGAGGGGGUGCCCACGGUGGAGCCAGGCCUACAGAGGCGGCUUCUCAGGAACCUGGUCUCCUACUUGAAACAGAAGCAGGCCGCGGGGGUGAUCAGCCUGCCGGUGGGUGGGUCUAAGGGCAGAGACAGCACGGGCAUGCUCUAUGCCUUCCCGCCCUGCGACUUCUCACAGCAGUACCUCCAGUCAGCACUGAGGACAUUGGGCAAGCUCGAGGACGAACACAUGGUGAUCGUUAUAGUCCGAGACACUGCCUAGCCCACCUGUUCCCUCCAGCUGCGUGUGUCACAGAAGCAGUUCUUUUACAAAUCUGCUCCCUCCUCGACCUACCUUCCUCCCUUGGUUUGAAUUCUUGCUGGUUUGUUCUGGUUCAUUUGGUGGCAUCCUGUCCACUGCUAAAACUCAGUUCUCGGGUCUGGGGCUUUUUGUUUUUUACAAGAAGAAACUCCUAGUAUGUUUCCUGUGUAUGAGAUACUGUCUGCUGUAUUCUGUAUUUUUUUAUUUUUAUUUUUUUUGACUAACUGUAUGGAAAGUUGUCAGUAAAGCCUUUGGCGGGAUGAAUUUUUCACCCGACCACA
This is a messenger RNA of Peromyscus californicus insignis, 3095 nucleotides long. It is a transcript of the gene Rbm15b, whose product is annotated as RNA binding motif protein 15B. Gene Ontology annotation, biological process: regulation of alternative mRNA splicing, via spliceosome. Gene Ontology annotation, molecular function: mRNA binding. Gene Ontology annotation, cellular component: nucleus. The coding region runs from base 97 to 2775 and encodes 892 amino acids. The transcript has a single exon. Lineage: Eukaryota; Metazoa; Chordata; Mammalia; Rodentia; Cricetidae. The record is from RefSeq and is a predicted model, not a curated record.